UAUGCCGACUAUGCCGACAUAGCGAUGUAAACAUGUGUCAGAUGCUCAAGAAAAUUUCGUUAUAUUAACUGGAGAGCUUGUUUAAUCGAUAAAAGUUCAAAGAGAGAAAGACUGUUUAUCAUGUUGCCUAUCGUAACGAAAUCGAGCAUAAUCUCGAAGUUAACUUGUAACUUGUUAAGUAAGACUUUGAUUAAAAAACGCAUCAUACAACUAAAUAAAUGCAAAAGCUACGUUCGAGGUUAUGCUAACCUUGAUUCGUCAUAUUUUUCGAAGAGAAAUCCUCAACCGAUACUACAAUCGUCUUUAAAAAGUUUUAGUUCAAAUGCUGAACACUCGACAGAAUACGUACUUAGCUCUGUUCAAUACGAGAAGAUCUGUGAAGAAACUUUAGAUUCAUUAACUGAGUACUUUGAGGAAUUGGUUGAAACAGCGACACAUUUGCCAGAUGCAGAUGUAUCUUAUGGAGAUGGUGUACUGACUGUAAUAUUUGGUGAGCCAUACGGUACUUAUGUUAUAAAUCGUCAAACACCAAACAAACAGAUUUGGCUCUCUUCUCCAAAAUCAGGACCAAAACGUUAUGAUUUUAUAAAUGGCCAAUGGAUAUAUAAACAUGAUGGCAAAACACUACACGAAUUAUUAAAUAAUGAAAUACCAGCAAUUGUGAAAAAUCAAGCGUGUUUUGAUAAAUGUUCUUUUGGUGGUAAAAAUAAACAAGAUGUGUGAUUAAUGGUUUUUGUUCUGAGAAAUGUUAAUGGAGAGUUAAUUAUGAUAGCUGAUGUGAAUUAAUUUUCUUUAUAUAAUUGUAUGUGGAAGUUACUAAAGGUUAGAUUUAUGAAAAAGUUGUACAUAAAACUAAUAUUAUAAGAGAAGAA
Messenger RNA from Camponotus floridanus (Florida carpenter ant), 872 nucleotides. It is a transcript of the gene fh, whose product is annotated as frataxin homolog, mitochondrial. The record is from RefSeq and is a predicted model, not a curated record. The coding region runs from base 121 to 723 and encodes 200 amino acids. Gene Ontology annotation, molecular function: ferrous iron binding; 2 iron, 2 sulfur cluster binding; ferric iron binding. Gene Ontology annotation, cellular component: mitochondrion. The transcript is spliced from 3 exons. Gene Ontology annotation, biological process: iron incorporation into metallo-sulfur cluster; intracellular iron ion homeostasis. Lineage: Eukaryota; Metazoa; Arthropoda; Insecta; Hymenoptera; Formicidae.